AUUGCUGGCAACUCGGUGACAGCUGUUUGACAGCUCCACUUUUAUUUUCGUAAGAAAUACCUUCUCUUCGCGAAUAAAGCUUUUUGUUGAUUGUAUUUGUUUGUUCAUUGUGUAUUCCGCAUUGAACUAUUAACUAUUUUUGUGUAUAUAUUUGUGUACGCCACAUAGUAAUGUGAAGUAAGAUGUGUAACACUAUUAAUAGAUUGAGCCGCAGUUAGUUUGAUGAAUCGUCUGAUUGUGAUGGUUGAUCAGACAUAUUGACGAGUUAUUUAGCAACAAUGGGCAGGAGAGAGGAGCCCGCUUGGGCCAGCGGCACCGUGGGGCUGGUGGCGGCCAGGGAGCGCGGGGACCUCGACAGAAAGUUUCAGACUCGGCUGACGGUGACUCGGCCUAUGAUCGACAGAUUGGGGCUCGAGAAGGAGCUUCACGGACAUAUGGGAUGCGUUAAUUGCUUGGAAUGGAACCACGACGGAUCAAUACUGGCAUCAGCAUCAGAUGAUCUCCACGUAAUGCUGUGGGAUCCUUUCCGCUACAAAGAGCUUAUGAACAUAUCUACAGGACACACUGGGAACAUAUUCUCUGUAAAGUUCCUAUCCCCGGACGUGAUAGCGACGUGCGCGGCGGACGGCACGGUGCGAGCACGCGGCAUCCGCUCCAACACGCCGCUGCUGGAGUGCGUGUGCCACUGCGCCCGCGUCAAGCGCCUCGCGACUGCGCCCGACAACCCGCACCUGCUGUGGUCUGCGGGCGAGGAUGGACUCAUACUCCAACACGACCUGCGAACUUCCCACAGCUGUAACCCCGACUCGGCCAAUGUUCUGGUGAACCUACUGAACCACCUCGGUCGUUACGCCGAAGCGAAGUGUGUGGCCGUCAACCCUCGGCGUCCCUACCAACUGGCUGUGGGCGCCAACGACUUCUAUGUGCGGCUUUAUGAUACCAGGAUGAUCAAACUCGCUAGGUUACAGGUGAACGCGCCGGCGUCUCGUCAGAUGUGGGAGCGUCAGAACAUGCGCUGCUCGCGCGCGGGGCACGGCGACCCCGACAACAACAUCCCCCGCGCCGCCGUGCACUACUUCGCGCCCGGUCAUCUCUCCAUGGAGCCAAAUGAACACACUUUCCCCAAGAAGGCGACCACAUAUGUCGCCUUCAGUAAUGAUGGCAACGAGCUGCUUGUCAAUCUAGGUUCCGAACAGGUCUACCUAUUCGACAUAAACUCAGCGCGGCGUCCCGUCUUAGUAGAGAGCUUCAUCAUCCAACACAACCACGGCAACAGAGCCGGAGACCCCAAGCUGUCCCCGAGGAACGGCACCAACGGCACCACCCUGCCGCCGCCACACCUGCCCGACAGGGUGCGGCAGCUCAAGGAGAUGGCGAACGACUUCGUGAACAAGGGCAACUACUCGACGGCGGUGGAGCUGUACAACGACGCCAUCGCCGCCUGCCCCGACUGCGCCAUCCUCUACUCCAACCGCGCCGCCGCGCUCAUGCGACGCGGCUGGUCAGGCGACACAUACGCCGCAAUAAAAGACUGCUACAAAGCUAUAAAGCUGGACUCGUCCCACGUCAAAUCCCACUUCCGUCUCGCCAAAGGCCUGAUGGACCUCAAGCGAGCCCGAGAGGCACACGAGUGUCUCCUGUACUUCAAGGACAAGUUCCCAAGACAUGCGACCAGCCAUGCGGUGUUUCUGCUGCAGAAGGAUAUCAAUGUGGCUCUUGAGAGUAUGGAGACUACGCCCGAUGAAGUUGAAACUCCAGCAGCCACGGAAUCCGAGGACAGCCAGCCCACCAGCGUGCUGGAGCGGCAGCUACGUACCGCCGCGCUGGACUACGAGCAGAGGUUCCUGGGACAUUGUAACACUACUACUGAUAUUAAAGAGGCCAACUUCUUGGGCCCUGAUGCUAAUUAUAUUGCUGCUGGUUCUGAUGACGGCAGCAUGUUCAUCUGGUGCCGCAAGUCAGGCAACAUCAUCCGCUGCCUUCGAGGAGACGACUCCAUCCUGAACUGCAUACAGCUGCACCCCUCCAUGUUCCUGCUGGCCACCAGCGGCAUCGAGACCGUCGUGCGGCUGUGGAGCCCUAGGCCUGAGGUGUGUAUACAUCCUCCACUGCAUACAGCUGCACCCUCCAUGUUCCUGCUGGCCACCAGCGGCAUCGAGACCGUCGUGCGGCUGUGGAGCCCUAGGCCUGAGGUGUGUAUACAUCCUCCACUGCAUACAGCUGCACCCUCCAUGUUCCUGCUGGCCACCAGCGGCAUCGAGACCGUCGUGCGGCUGUGGAGCCCUAGGCCUGAGGUGUGUAUACAUCCUCCACUGCAUACAGCUGCACCCCUCCAUGUUCCUGCUGGCCACCAGCGGCAUCGAGACCGUCGUGCGGCUGUGGAGCCCUAGGCCUGAGGUGUGUAU
Messenger RNA from Helicoverpa armigera (cotton bollworm), 2405 nucleotides. Its product is annotated as WD and tetratricopeptide repeats protein 1-like. Gene Ontology annotation, biological process: negative regulation of fatty acid biosynthetic process. The coding region runs from base 279 to 2390 and encodes 703 amino acids. Gene Ontology annotation, cellular component: cytoplasm; Cul4-RING E3 ubiquitin ligase complex. Gene Ontology annotation, molecular function: protein binding. The record is from RefSeq and is a predicted model, not a curated record. The transcript is spliced from 11 exons. NCBI's taxonomy places the organism in Eukaryota, Metazoa, Arthropoda, Insecta, Lepidoptera, Noctuidae.